AUGGACGACAUGGAGUACGACGACGCGGGCCACCGCGAUAUGGACGACGAGGAAGUCCCGGAGGAAGAGAUGGAGGAGGAGGUCCCGGCUGAGGAUUUGUACGAGGGCGGAGAGGACGCUGGCGACCAGGAGAACAAGGUGCAGGUGCUGGACGAAUCCCACAAGCAGCCCAACGCCCACCGUAUCACCACUCGCUACAUGACAAAGUACGAGCGCGCCCGUGUGUUAGGAACGCGCGCAUUGCAGAUCUCCAUGAACGCUCCGGUCAUGGUUGACAUCGAGGGCGAGACAGACCCGCUCAAGAUCGCCAUGAAGGAGCUACGUGAACGCAAAAUCCCCAUCAUCAUCCGCCGGUACCUGCCCGACAACUCGUUCGAGGACUGGAGCAUUGAUGAGCUCAUUAUUGAGUAGAUGCAGGUAGACAAAGGAGAAGAGAACUCUAUACACGUACGUACAUACACAACAUCUUUCAUAUCCAACGCUUUGUUGAGGAAAAUAACGUUGGAAAGCGUGUUUUUGACGA
Molecule: messenger RNA, 523 nt
Organism: Phytophthora infestans T30-4
Lineage: Eukaryota; Oomycota; Peronosporomycetes; Peronosporales; Peronosporaceae
Product: DNA-directed RNA polymerase I, II, and III subunit RPABC2, putative
Exons: 1
Coding region: 1-411 (136 amino acids)
Biological process (GO): DNA-templated transcription
Cellular component (GO): RNA polymerase I complex; RNA polymerase II, core complex; RNA polymerase III complex
Molecular function (GO): DNA binding; DNA-directed RNA polymerase activity
Source: RefSeq, a predicted model, not a curated record